CUCCUCCGCUGCGCUGCGCCGAGCCGGGCAGGGCGGCGACGGCUUCCGCGGCUGGCGAACGGUGAGUGCCCAGCCCUCCCCUCUCUCCUCUGCGCGGUGGGCCCGCAGCGGGAGGCCCUGGGGGCACCCGUCCCGUCCCGUUUCGCUGCGGGGCUUCGGGACGCGGCGCCCCGUCCGGCCGCGUGGGAGCCGCCCUGCCCUCGGGCGCGGAGCUGAGGCCUGCGGGCCGGGCCUGCCUGCGGCCCCAUCCCCUCGGGCUGCGGGGUCCGGGCUUCGGGGCGCGGGCACUGCUGCGGUGCGGGCCGCGCUGAGGCGGGGCCGACCCGUUCCCUCAGAGAGCGGGUGGAGGCCCGCAGAGAUUGCGGGCGCUGCUGGCCGAGGCUCUGCAUGGACCGGCGUGUCGCAGUGCUCCCAGCUGGGGGGACCAGGGUGUCUCCGGCGCUGCAUCCUGUUGCGGUUGGAGGUAGCGCCGCACGGAAAGCCGUCCUGCAGCUUGGCUCUCCCCUGCUUGGCUGUACGCCUCCUCCUGCCUGCUGUGUGCCCUCUUCAUCCGUCAGCAUCUCUAUGGUGAAACCCCCUCCCAUCACACGAUGACCCACUGUCCCACCCUGCGGUCUGCAACGCUUCCCCGUGCCCUGCGCUUGUGUGACCUCCUCCCGCCACCCAGCACAGCCUGCCCAAGCGCUCUGAGUAACAGAGCUAAGAAUAACCGGCCUGGCGACACGGCCCGGCUGUGCGUGGCUCUGUGCUGCGGCCCUGCCUGGGGCCGGACCGUGAGGGAAGGUUGCAGGGAGCGGGAUUCCCCUCACUGCCAGGCAGGAGAUGGGUGCCGUGCUUGGGUUCCUCGUUCUGCGGCCCCGCUGGGCUGCAGUCAGGAGGAGUCACCCCACCGGUCUUGAGGAAACGCGUACCUCACUGGCAGCGUCCUGGUUGCCAAGCAGGAGUCAGAGCAGAGCUGCACCGCUCUGGGACAGGCAGAGGCCUCUCCAGAGCCAGGCUGCUGGGCAGGCAGGCAGGCAGCAGGCCAGCAGUGCCAUCCCCACCACUGCUCUUGGGUGUUGCUGGCUCUUGGCAGGGUGAGAGCAGAUGGUUUAUUCACCCAAGGGUUGCUCUGCCGCCUUGUGCCGCCAAACCUCUGGGGCGUUUGGCUUUACGAGCAGGAGCUGGGACAGGCAGCCUGCACAGUCCUGCUCCUGGGCCUGACUCAAGUCACCCUGUCCUCUGGGGAAAGGCUGUCACGCCUCUUCCUUCCCAGAACCCCGCAGAUAGAGCUGCCUCUGCUCCCCGGAGGGCUCCUCCCUUCCCGUCUCGUUGACUCAGUGCUUGGGCAGCCGUGGGCGGCUGUCUAGGAGAGAAGCAGCCCCGCAGCUGCUAACGCUCAUCAGGCAAGUAGGAUAGGGAAGGUCCCGGUGACCAGAAAGCUGUCCUUGUGAAGAGGCGGCAAUGCACACAGCUGGAAGAAGUGAUUUUUGGAGACAGAAAGUGCUUGGAAUUCCUCUGCACUCAGCUCUCAUUGUGCAGAGGGGACGGGGAGGCUCCGCACAGUGGCUGGCGCGCUAUUUCUUUCCAGCACGCCGUCAGAGCGGCUCCGCUCAUUCAGCCCCCUGAAGGCACUGGGAGUGUGAUGGCUGGGCUGGAGGCCAUGGCCCUCUUCUGAUCAGAAAGGCACCACUGUCUGCACCGGGCAUGGGGCCUGGGGAGGCUUUCCCAGCCCCAGAUCCUCACAGACACAGAGGUGGAGGUAGCGGUGCCAGUACGCAGCUAUGAUGCCCUUUGGGGGGAUCGCUGCCCGGCUGCAGAGGGACCGCCUGAGAGCCGAGGGGGUCGGCGAGCACAACAACGCUGUCAAGUACCUCAACCAGGACUAUGAAGCCCUCAAGCAAGAGUGCAUCGAGAGUGGCACCCUCUUCAGGGACCCCCAGUUCCCAGCUGGCCCCACUGCCCUCGGCUUCAAGGAGCUGGGGCCAUACUCCAGCAAGACACGGGGCGUGGAGUGGAAGCGUCCAUCGGAAUUAGUGGAUGACCCUCAGUUCAUCGUUGGUGGUGCAACCCGGACAGAUAUCUGCCAAGGAGCUCUGGGUGACUGCUGGCUGCUGGCUGCCAUCGGCUCCCUCACUCUCAACGAGGAACUCCUGCACCGUGUGGUGCCCCACGGGCAGAGCUUCCAGGAGGACUACGCUGGCAUCUUCCACUUCCAGAUCUGGCAGUUUGGUGAGUGGGUGGACGUGGUGGUGGACGACCUGCUGCCCACCAAGGACGGGGAGCUCCUGUUUGUGCAUUCAGCAGAGUGCACAGAGUUCUGGAGUGCUCUGCUGGAGAAGGCUUACGCCAAGCUGAACGGCUGCUACGAGUCGCUCUCAGGGGGCAGCACCACUGAGGGCUUUGAGGAUUUCACCGGCGGCGUAGCGGAGAUGUAUGACCUCAAGCGGGCACCGCGCAACAUGGGCCACAUCAUCCGCAAGGCACUGGAGAGGGGGUCCCUGCUGGGCUGCUCCAUCGACAUCACAAGUGCCUUUGAUAUGGAAGCAGUGACCUUCAAGAAGCUGGUGAAGGGCCAUGCCUAUUCUGUCACCGCCUUCAAAGAUGUGAACUACCGGGGUCAGCAGGAACAGCUCAUCCGUAUCAGAAACCCCUGGGGUCAGGUGGAGUGGACUGGAGCCUGGAGUGAUGGUUCUUCCGAGUGGGACAACAUUGACCCCAGCGACAGAGAAGAGCUGCAACUGAAGAUGGAGGAUGGAGAGUUUUGGAUGUCUUUCCGGGACUUCAUGAGGGAGUUCUCCAGGCUGGAGAUCUGCAACCUAACCCCCGAUGCCCUCACCAAAGAUGAGCUCAGCAGGUGGCACACACAGGUGUUCGAGGGCACAUGGCGCCGAGGGAGCACUGCUGGGGGCUGCAGGAACAACCCAGCCACAUUCUGGAUCAAUCCCCAGUUUAAGAUCAAGCUGCUGGAAGAGGAUGAUGACCCUGGGGAUGACGAGGUGGCUUGCAGCUUCUUGGUGGCCCUGAUGCAGAAGCACCGUAGGAGGGAGCGGCGAGUAGGGGGCGACAUGCAUACCAUCGGCUUCGCUGUCUACGAGGUUCCUGAGGAGGCCCAGGGAAGCCAGAAUGUGCACUUGAAGAAGGACUUCUUCCUGCGAAACCAGUCGCGGGCACGCUCUGAGACCUUCAUCAACUUGAGGGAAGUGAGCAACCAGAUCCGGCUGCCCCCUGGCGAGUACAUCGUUGUGCCCUCCACCUUUGAGCCACACAAGGAGGCCGACUUCAUACUGCGGGUCUUCACCGAGAAGCAGUCAGACACAGCGGAGCUGGAUGAGGAGAUCUCGGCAGACCUGGCAGAUGAGGAAGAAAUAACCGAGGACGACAUUGAGGAUGGUUUCAAGAACAUGUUCCAGCAGCUGGCAGGGGAGGACAUGGAAAUCAGCGUCUUCGAGCUCAAGACGAUUCUGAACAGAGUGAUCGCCAGACACAAAGAUCUGAAGACGGAUGGCUUCAGUCUGGACUCCUGCCGCAACAUGGUCAACCUGAUGGAUAAAGAUGGCAGUGCCCGCCUGGGGCUGGUGGAGUUCCAGAUCCUAUGGAACAAGAUCCGCAGCUGGCUGACAAUCUUCCGCCAGUAUGACCUGGAUAAAUCAGGCACCAUGAGCUCAUACGAGAUGCGCAUGGCUCUAGAGUCAGCUGGUUUCAAGCUGAAUAACAAGCUGCAUCAGGUGGUGGUUGCCCGUUACGCAGAUGCUGAGACGGGCGUGGACUUCGACAACUUUGUCUGCUGCCUGGUGAAGCUGGAGACAAUGUUCAGGUUCUUCCACAGCAUGGAUCGUGAUGGCACUGGCACCGCUGUCAUGAAUCUCGCUGAGUGGCUGCUGCUGACAAUGUGCGGCUAGGAGCCAGGACAGAUGCGCUGUGACUAGGACGCUCCAGCAGGCCAGGCCACCUCCAAGUGCCUCGCUUCAGGUCCAUGGACACAGGAUAAUCUCCCUCCUCUUGCUCCAUCCUAUGCUGAGCCACCAGCCCUGCCUGUCAGCACGCCUCGCUCCACCCUCACCCAUGGAGCAUUUUGCAGGGGGCAAGGCAGGCAGGGGCUGCCCUUCUCCUUUUCUGGGCUGGGCUUGCUUUCCACCCUUCUCCUCCUCUUGUCCCACCCCAGAAGAGAAGGAGGGCAAGCAGCACGGGGAGUCUGUAGUUCACUGCACCUAGCUUUGGGGCAGCUGCUUAGAGGCCAGUGCAGGAGCAGACUGGGGGCUAUCCACCCGGCAGGGAGAGGUGGGAGCUGUGGGGGGGAAGAGGAGGAGGACUUGUUUUGCUUGCUCCAGUGCUGUCUCAUCCCCUGUGGCAUGUGCUACCUGUCCCAGGGAGCAUCAGCAGAUGCUGCCUCGCUUAGGCAGGGCAGUUGGUUCAUGGGGAACCAGGGUGAGAAGUUACACGCUCUUAAUGCCAUUGCCUUGCACUCAUCAGCACUAAACAUGACCAAAGCACGGAGCUGCAGCUGGUCAGGACACUGGUGUUCAAUACCUCCUGCCGCAACCUCUUUCUGCGUGGCCUUCAAGCUCUCCCUCACACCCCUUACUCUCUGCCCCCCUCUGUCCCACCAUAGGGCCAAAGCCUAUCAUUUAAGCACUCCCCUGCCACGUGCCACUAUAACACAGCCCAUCGUGCUCCUCUCAUCCUAUGCACGCACAGCAGUACCACUACACCCUUUCCCCAGGGCUGUCCUGGCCUCCCCUCCUGCUGCCACGGUGGAGUUGGGCCAAGGAGGACUGGUGAUGGCUGGGAGGCAUUUCUCCAGUACACAGUUGUCUGUUUUCCUCUUUCCCCCCUCCUUUCACCCUGUUAUGAUCCCUACAGCCCUCGGGCUCCUUCACUCAGCACAGAUAUGCUCCUGUGCCAAUGUAUUUGCACUUCUCCACACUCCUCACCCCCCUCUGUUCCUGUGGAUGAUGGGGUGGCUCCAGCAUGGCAGUGGGCAAAGGCCCAGCCAAGGCAGGCAGGCCCUUAGCCGCUCCCAGGCCUACGGCUCCGGAGGCCGUGCUUGCAGCAAUAACCACUCCUGCCCACCUGGCAGGCCCGCUUCCUCUUUGUGCUCGGGGCAAUAAACCUAGCUCUGUUGGA
Molecule: messenger RNA, 5106 nt
Organism: Gallus gallus (chicken)
Lineage: Eukaryota; Metazoa; Chordata; Aves; Galliformes; Phasianidae
Gene: CAPN11
Product: calpain 11
Exons: 22
Coding region: 1764-3881 (705 amino acids)
Biological process (GO): proteolysis
Cellular component (GO): cytoplasm
Molecular function (GO): calcium ion binding; calcium-dependent cysteine-type endopeptidase activity
Source: RefSeq, a predicted model, not a curated record